UUCAACCGUAUUAAAGAACAAAAGGAUGAGCAUGCCAGCCGCUCGGCCAUUGAGACCAGUCAGAUAGUUGGUGAGACUGUCAAGCCUGGUGUUCCUCAACCUCCAGCUCAGCUUGCAAAUGGUCUCUCCCCACUGUCAGAGUACUCUGCCCUGGAGACCUGCUCCCCUGCCAUCCACUACUGUUCAAGGCCACAGUCCAACCUCAAGGACUUAUGCUCCCCAACAGGUCCACAUUGUGGUCAGGUCACCUCGAGAUCAAUUUCAAGACACUCAGACAGAUGCAGGUCCUCCAUUGCAGACAGACAAGGAGAGAAAGGCCUGGCAAGACAAGAUCGUCAAGUUAGAAGAAAAGCAGAAGGAGCUUGAUGGACUGAUCAACAAAUUCAAACAGAUCUCAGGGAUUAAUGAGAACACUGAAGUUCCCACAGGGCCACAACCAUCAACUAUCCCCCCAACACAAGUGCAGUUUCAUGUUGACCAACUAAUGUCUCAACAUGGGAUCAGCAAAUUUACCACAAACCAGGCCACUUCUGGUGCACCACAUCUCGUCCCAGAUCAUCAGAGAGAUCAUAGAAAUGAGACAUUGGCAUCACAUCGGUUUGGUUCUGGAGGUCAAGCCAUCCCCAAUGGUGUCUUUCAUGCUGUGCCAGUUCAGAUAGAUGGAAAGGGAUUUGGUGUAGGGGAGAGUGGCUACUACUCUGGUAUUCCAGGUGCUACCUUUCGUGGGUACCAAGGGUUGAGGGCUGGUGGUGUUACUACUGGCUCCACACAAGGGUCAAGUCUGAGUGCCCGAAACAUGGCUACUCACUCCCUUGGCCUGGCUCAGCAGGCUGACCAUGUAAGGAAGGUUAGGGAAUAUCAGCAGAAGAUCAUCGAGUCAAGUCAGAGAGAUCUGUCUCUGUCUCAGACAGGAUUGCGUUCAGGGUUGUCGUCCACUUUUGGCACCAGCACUAAUUCAGAUUUGGAUAGCAAAGUGAAGGAAUACCAGAAGAAAAUUCUCGUGGGGAAUGCUGAGAGAAGGAACUUUCUGGAGGAAACCAGAGCUAAUAUUGAAAGACAGCGAGAAGAGCUAUACAGAAAGUAUCCACUGACAAUGGGAAGGACUGACACUUUCAAGGGGACAUCUACUCUGGCAUCAAGUUCACUAGAUACCAGGUCUCAAGAUGGAUCUUUGCAUGACUCUCUUGCUGACAGAAUUUUAGCUGAUAUACGUGAUCCUUUGCGACCAAGAAGUCUUGACACGGGCGACAUUCUGGUACAUGAUGUGUUAAGGCAUGACUUCCAAGACAAUAGCAGGAACUUGUCCCAAAUGUCAGCUAACACGUCAAAAUCUAAACUUGAAAGAGUGAAGAAGUCAUUAUUAUUUGAGGAUCCAGAUGAAUCACUGACCAGAACUCCAGGAAGGGAUAUAUCCCUUCUGGCACCAUCUGACCUUGAUGAAGGUGACAUCACUCUAACGUCUUCCUCUGAACGUGGAAGUCCAAAUCUAAGCAAGUCUGUGAGGUCAGAUGGAUCAACAGGAGGCAUGUCCUUGAUAUCAAGAGCCAGAGAAACGGGGAACGAGUUUGACAGGCGACAGCAGGAGCUAAAGAAACAGUUAGAAGAAGUGCAGAGACAGAAACAGGAGAUUCUGGAGAGAUACCAGCUGGGGCAACAGAGAAUACAGGAUUCAAAGACAAACCUGAAUUCUAAGCUGGACACUUCUGGCUUUUCCCAAGACAUGUCAAGAACAUGGAAGUCAUCUUUCAGUGGUCCUGACUCAUCCUAUGCAUCCUUGCCAACAGAUGGAAACAUCCGUCCUGCCCCAAGAGCAGCCUUUGUUGAUUCACAAAGAGACUCAGCAGCAUCAAUCCUGUAUGGUUCAGCAUCCACUGACCAAGUCCUUCCUUCAGCUUUGAGAGAAUUUUCUAUUUCCUCUGAUUUCCCUAAAACAUUCGAACGUUUUAAUCUUAUGGACUCCACACCUACUGCAGGUGCUUCUCUUGGAGCAAAGUUAGACAGCCUUUCUUCUCUGACAGAGAAGCCAUUGACAGAUCAGUCGAAGUUGUUCUCAAUGGAACUGGAAGAGGAAUCCUUGGUGUCUGGAAGUAGGUCUCCUCCUGUAGCUUUACCAGACCGAUUAUUUGAUGCAGGAUCCCUAUCCCUGGAAGAGGAGUCCUUAUCCCCAGAGAGUAAGGUCAGCAUGACAGGUUCUGAAUCUGCCAAUGACAAGAUAACAUGGUCCAAUUUGCUGACAGGGGUUCCUGGUGUGUCACCUGAUGAGAAUGAUGCAGCCAAGUCCGGUGAGAUAGCCACAGACUACAUAGGACAUGAACUGAGCACUAUCUUUGAGGUGGACACACCCAAUACACAAGGAACCAGGCAGUCUGGACAGUUUGUGACAUUGAGCUCAGCGAGGUCUUAGAACAUUGCAAGUCAUGGACAACAUGAGACAUAAGAUGGGCACUAUUCUGACUUGAGCACCUGAUAUAUGUAGGCGAAAAGAAGUCUAUACAGUCUGGAACAUAAUUUCUUAAUUGAAGAAUUAAUAUAUAAUAUUGGUCAUGGUGUACACAACUUGGUAUUAUGGCAACAUGUAUGCCCUGUGGAUGCUAUACUGUAUCGUGUCAGUUUAGAACACCAGUCCAGACUCAUUUAAUGCAUGAACCAUUUAUUGUUACCUUAAGGUAUUAUAAGCUAGUUUGGUGACUGAUGAAAGUCGUCAUUAUGUAUGUGCUGGUUAUCUGGAUAGCUCACCUGAUGGUAGCGUAACCAAAUAUGAUGCAGAUUAAUUGUGUGAAGUUUCAUGAAGAAAUGCCUUUCUGGAUUACAGUGAAUCUCUGUGGUUACAGUGUUGGGGUUUGGUUCUGGGAACAUCAGGUUUUAGAAAUUUUAGAAUGAAAACAUGGUUCUUAGGGAGAUGCUUUGAAAAAUGAACUUCAGAAACUCUAUGAAUUAAAACUAUGCAAAAGAACUGAUCAGAGUAUUUCGGUUGGAAAAAAUUUAAAGAAUUUAACUAAACACCUAUUCUGACAAUGAGGGUCUCAAACUUGUACAUAUAUAAAAUCUGUGAUAUGACGAAUUGUAGACAUAAUUUCCGGGAGGUCGACUGAAAACAACAGUAUCUUCCAAGUCAGUUUUGUAUUAGUUUUCUGUACAGUUAAUGCAUCUAGUUGUGAUAUUUUUAAUGUGUGAUGUAAAUAUGAAGCUAAAUAAAUUCAGAAAUAAAUGUA
Haliotis rubra (blacklip abalone) is the source of this 3212-nucleotide messenger RNA. Its product is annotated as centrosomal protein of 295 kDa-like. Gene Ontology annotation, cellular component: cytosol; centriole; centrosome. The transcript is spliced from 4 exons. NCBI's taxonomy places the organism in Eukaryota, Metazoa, Mollusca, Gastropoda, Lepetellida, Haliotidae. Bases 119 to 2404 code for a protein of 761 amino acids. The record is from RefSeq and is a predicted model, not a curated record. Gene Ontology annotation, biological process: regulation of centriole replication.